CGGAGAUAACGAAAUAGUGUUGAAAAGAACGAAAAAAGUCAUGUCAGCUGGUUUGAUCGGACUAUUAACAUUGCGACGAGCCACCUCGAAAUUAUGGAACUUGGAGAGCUGCUGCAAAUGUGUCACGCGAGUGGGGCACUUUCGCGCCUUGUCGUCGCGAGCAUUUUUGCUCUCGCGAUUACAGACUUCUAUUGGCUGGACGGGGACGACACUGCGAAGUCAAUCUAAGGCUGCCACCUAUUACAGCUACUACAGCUACUCCACUGUCACUACCUACAUUCCGACGGAGCUGAAGAUCGUUAAGGAUCUCAAGGAAUCGAGCAAUUACGAUGGCAUCGUCUUGAUCUCCGGUACACCUCCAGGGGAGCAGGAGCCCGAGCCCUUCAAGUCCAUACUGUCCACCAAUGCUCAGAUGGACUCUGGGCUAUUCGAGAACGGUGCCGUCUUGCCGAUCGAUUUACCCCCCAAGCGAUUCGUCUACAGCCCGACUGGACCUAUGGACCCCGACUACGAUGACGUCAGGGUGUACACCGAAGCCGCGAUGAAGGGCAUGAAACGAGCUCUGAAAGCUGGGAUGAAGUCUCCAUUAUUAAUACUCCUGCCCGACACGCGUUACAAGCACACGGAACUGGUCACUCUUCUCGGCGCUCUCGAGGCCCUCUACGUGCCCCUGGAGGUGCGCGAGAUCAGCGACGACCGUACCCACAAAGCCAAGUACCUCGGCAUCUGGAGCCCGAUCGACAGCAAAAAGCUCGAGACCAUCGUGAAACUCGCCACCGCACUCGAGAGCGGCAGAUACGUCGCCCGCGACAUCGGUGGCUCGGACCCCGAGCGAAUGGCACCCCCGAAAAUCGAGGAGUACAUCCAGAAGCUCUUCAAGGGCACCUCCAUCGACGUCCAGGUGACAUCGGAUCGCCCGACCCUGGAAAAAGAGUACCCACUUUUCGCUGCGGUGGACCGCGCCGCUUCCACCAUUCCCCGUCACGCCGGUCGCGUCGUUUACCUGACCUACGAACCCACCGACGCCAAAGAGACCAUCAUGCUUGUCGGCAAAGGCGUCACCAUGGACACCGGGGGCCUCAACAUCAAGACGGGCAACAAAAUGACGAGCAUGAGCCGCGACAAGUGUGGAGCCGCUUCCGCUGCCGGUUUCAUGCAGACGGUGAACUUGCUCAAACCAUCUGGCACCAAAGUCAUGGUGGGGUUGGCUCUCGUGCGAAACAGCGUAGGUGAGAACGCCUACGUCGUGGACGAGGUGAUCACAGCGAGGUCGGGGGCUCGAGUUCGGGUCGGCAACACCGACGCCGAGGGUCGUUUUGCCAUGGCCGACCUGCUUUGCCGCUUCAAGGAAUUGGCCGUGAAAGAAGUGAAUCCCCACUUGCUCACCAUUGCCACGCUGACUGGUCACGCCCAGGCGUCCGCCGGUAUUGGGUACUCGAUCGCGAUGGACAAUUCGGUGGCGAGAUCGGCAAACAACGCGUACAAACUGCAGGAGUCAGGGGAGUCGUUGGCCGAUCCGUUCGAGGUUUCUAUAAUUAGGAAGGAGGAUUUGAAGAGCAUGAAGGGCGAAGCCGAAGGUAUCGAUGUCUUGCAAAUUCAAAAGAAUUCGGACGAGGGACGGGGCCACCAGUCCGCCGGGGCGUUCCUUGUUCUUGCUUCUGGCCUGAAAAAGCACGACGUGGCAUCGGAGAAGCCGCUCAAGUACACGCAUCUGGACAUUGCCGGUAGUGCAGCCAUGGACAUGAACAAGAAUGUCAAUGCGGUGACGAUAUGCGCACUCGCAAAACAUUUCUUUGAAAAAAUGUUUGAGUGAUACGUUCCAGAGGGCAAGUGAGAUUUUGUGAGUCCUCAGGACCAAAGGUUCCGAGUGAUGAGGCACGUUGUUUUUUUUACAAUGUUUAUUUUUUUUCUCAUGGAGCUAUUUGUUUGGUAUUUUUGUUGUAUAAUAUUAUCUUUUCCUUUUUUUUUUUUUUUUCUUAAGGCAAAACAAUUUUGCAAUUGGGUUUUCUGCGCCAUUGUAUCAUAUCAUUAUGGCCUUUUAAUAUUUAUUGUAUCCUAUAAUAUGUAAUAUUGUACUGGAAUAAAAAAAAAAAAAAA
Messenger RNA from Copidosoma floridanum, 2097 nucleotides. RefSeq names its product putative aminopeptidase W07G4.4. The record is from RefSeq and is a predicted model, not a curated record. Gene Ontology annotation, molecular function: metalloaminopeptidase activity; manganese ion binding. Gene Ontology annotation, cellular component: cytoplasm. Gene Ontology annotation, biological process: proteolysis. Lineage: Eukaryota; Metazoa; Arthropoda; Insecta; Hymenoptera; Encyrtidae.